Molecule: messenger RNA, 803 nt
Organism: Nicotiana tabacum (common tobacco)
Lineage: Eukaryota; Viridiplantae; Streptophyta; Magnoliopsida; Solanales; Solanaceae
Product: heavy metal-associated isoprenylated plant protein 4
Molecular function (GO): metal ion binding
Source: RefSeq, a predicted model, not a curated record
AGUAAAUGCUGAGGGGUCGCCAUGUCUAAAGAAGAGAAAAAGAUAGAGGUAAUCACUGCAAUUUACAAAGUUCGUCUCCACUGCCCAAAAUGUGCACAUGAUAUUAGAAGACCUCUAAUGAGGACCCAAGGAGUUCAUACUGUGGAUGUGAAACUUGAGAAAGAUGAAGUUGCAGUAAAAGGAGCUAUCGACGCAAAGAAAAUUCAUCAACGCUUAGAGAAAUGGAGUAAAAAGAAAGUCGAAAUUGUAUCCCAGACGAAGGUUAAAGACGUUGAAAAGACGAAGGAAGUGAAAAAGGAAAGUAUUAAGACAACAACAUUGAAAGUUUACAUGCAUUGCAACAAGUGUGAACUUGACCUAAAGAAGAGGCUACUCAAACACAAAGGUAUUCAUAACGUGAAAACAGACUUCAAAGCUCAAACUAUAACAGUUGAGACAGUUCUUGAGUCAGAAAAAGUUGUGACAUAUGUGCAAAAAACUUUCCGCAAACACGCAGAAAUUAUAAAGAAGAAAGAGGAGGAAAAGAAGGAAAAAGUGACAGUUGAAGUGAAAACGACGACAGAAAAGAUUGUUGAAUUUAACGAAGUGAAGAAAGUAGAAGCAAAAAACAAAGAGGGUGUAGCUCCAUAUUUUGUUCACUAUGUAUAUGCCCCUCAGUGGUUCAGUGAUGAAAAUCCUAAUGCUUGUUCCGUCAUGUAGAUGCAUAUGUCAUGCAGGGACGGAUGUAGAACACAUAUUUCUAGUGUAUGUUGUGGUAAACCAAUUUAACUAUAGUAUAGCUUCGAACUCAUACUUUUUAACUU